Molecule: messenger RNA, 1881 nt
Organism: Blumeria graminis f. sp. triticale
Lineage: Eukaryota; Fungi; Ascomycota; Leotiomycetes; Helotiales; Erysiphaceae
Source: the annotation of a GenBank genome assembly
AUGUCGCCAGAUUCCAACAAGAGAAAAGAUCCCCGAUCAUGGGAUUCAGUAACUCCGCCACUUUCAGGAUGGAUUGUAGACGCUGUUAAUUCUAUGGGAUUUUCAAGAAUGACCCCUGUCCAGGCUUCAACAAUCCCUCUGUUCAUAGGUCACAAAGAUGUUGUUGUUGAGGCUGUUACUGGAAGCGGGAAAACUCUUGCUUUUUUGAUACCAAUUGUGCAGAAACUACUAAGUCUCGAACAACCCAUCAAAAAACACCACAUUGGUGCAAUUAUUAUUUCACCAACCCGGGAGCUUGCAACACAGAUAUAUUCUGUUCUAUUAAAGCUUCUAGCCUUUCAUGGUUCCUCAGCCGCUAUACUGAAUACCACUGAGUCUGAUGAAAGACAAAGAGAAACUAUUAGUCUUACAAUACUUCCGCAACUCAUACUCGGUGGAAUGAACACUCCCGCAAAAGAUUUAAGCCGAUUUCUUAAAACUUCGCCAAAUCUCAUUAUAUCAACGCCAGGGCGCCUACUUGAACUUCUCUCUUCACCUUAUGUUCAUUGCCCGCAGUCCUCGUUCGAAAUUCUCGUAUUGGAUGAAGCAGACCGAUUGCUUGACCUAGGCUUCAAAGAUGAUCUACAAAAAAUUUUAGGGCGACUCCCAAAGCAAAGACGGACAGGGCUGUUUAGUGCUAGCGUUUCUGAGGCUGUUUCUGGAAUGAUCUGUGUAGGUUUGAGAAAUCCCGUCAAAAUCUCUGUCAAGGUGAAAACCGAUUCCGGACACGAUAAACGAACGCCUGCCAGCCUAAAAAUGAGUUACUUGCUCACACAACCGACUCACAAGUUUCCCGCACUAUUUCAAAUCCUUCAAAAAUUAGAGCCUACCCCUCAAAAAACAAUAGUAUACCUGUCAACAUGUGCAGCUGUGGACUAUUUUCAGCAGAUUCUUUCUAAAUUAUUACCAAAAACUUUCUCUCUAAUUUCAUUGCACGGAAAACAUCUUCCCGCCGUUCGAACCCGAAACUUCGCCAAGUAUCUGAAGACCAUUACACCAACUAUUCUCUUGACCACUGAUGUUGCGGCUCGAGGUCUAGAUAUACCACAGGUUGAUUUGGUUGUUCAGAUCGAUCCCCCAUCAGAUCCCAAAGCAUUCCUCCAUCGAUGUGGUCGGGCUGGCCGAGCUGGGAGACGAGGAAUGGCAGUUAUCUUUUUAACACCUGGAAGAGAAGAGGAUUAUGUUCCGUUUCUUUCAAUUCGCGAAACACCUAUACAUCUACUCGACAGGCCAGAUAUACAAAUAUCUGAUGAUGAUGCUCUAAUAUUCAUAGAAAGUUUACGGAAACAAGUUCUUUCGGAUCGAGCUCUACACGAUCUCGGUCAAAAAGCAUUUGUCAGCUGGGUUAGAUCAUAUAGCAAGCAUCAAGCUAGCAGUAUUUUUCGUGUAGAAGACCUUGAAUGGAGUGAGCUAGGUCAUUCUUGGGGUCUAGUUAAACUACCAAAAAUGCCUGAACUCAAGCAUUGGGAAGGCGAUAAAUCGUUGGGUGUUAAAAUUGACAUGAAAAAGUAUUGUUAUAAAGAUAAAAUACGAGAAAAGUCAAGGCAAGCAUUAAUAGAAGCAGCGGAACAGGCUGAACCAUGGAAACCAAGCGAAGAGAUAAUCAACAAGCGUAGAGAACGAGAGUCAUGGAGCCAGAAGAAUGGUUCGAAGGAAAAACGAGAGGAUAAGCGAGAACGAAAACGUCGUAAACGUGAGGCAGAACGGAAAUCUGGCUUAACCGAAACAGAAAAGUUACAGGAAGCAGAAGUCGAAGAGUUAUUGGAAAAAGUAAAACGAAAAGUAAAGCAAGAUGUGGAAAAUAAGCAAAGCGAAGAAACAUUUGAGGGCUUCAUUGAAUGA